Messenger RNA from Nasonia vitripennis (jewel wasp), 5025 nucleotides. RefSeq names its product lipase 3-like. The transcript has 8 exons. The record is from RefSeq and is a predicted model, not a curated record. The coding region runs from base 1952 to 2737 and encodes 261 amino acids. NCBI's taxonomy places the organism in Eukaryota, Metazoa, Arthropoda, Insecta, Hymenoptera, Pteromalidae. Gene Ontology annotation, biological process: lipid metabolic process.
AUUCAAAUAACGUUUUCACUUGCCAAGCACAGCGAGCACUUUUCAUUUCAUCUUCAUCAUUUUUAUUCGGUUAUUUUUCACGUGCACAGGAUACUGAUUAUCUGAUACCCUCGAGGAUACACUUUCCAGUGAAAAAUUUAACAGGCGAGCUACUGAACAAUAACAUUGAUUUGUUCAACAAAAGUUACGUUCUGAAUACAGUCAGAUACGAUAUUGAACGCGUAGACAAAUUUUCGGAACACCGAGUUAUAAGAAACUUGGAGGUUCUUCAUUUUGUAAGUAAGGCGUCUUUAUUUUCUAUUUAUGUAAUUAUGUGCUUUUGUUGAUAUCGCAUCACAGGUAAACCUCGUUAACCAAUACCCCGGAUACACUGCGUCAACCUACAGUGUCAUAUCGGACGGUUAUGAUUUGAGAUUACACAGAUUGCAAAGUACCAGGAGAAGUAGAGAGUCAGCGAACGGAAAGAAACCUGUCGUCAAUACAUACAGCAUGGGCUGUUUAUGUCGUCGGAUUGCUUCGUUCUACAGGGACCUGAUAAAAAUCUAGAUAUUAUUUAUUCAUGUGACAUAAACUUUUACGAUUUACGCAUGAAUCCAUGUCAAUUCGUAUCGGCUCAGCUUUUAUUUUGGUAGAUGCCGGAUUCGAUGUUUGGUUGGGUAACGCCAGAGGUAACGCAUACUCGAGAUCGCACGAAUUAAUAUCCCCGAGUGACCACGAAUUUUGGGAUUUUAGCUUCGAUGAAAUAAGAAAAAAAGAUUUUCGGCCUCCAUUGAGAAGGUGAUCGAGAAGGUGAUUGAGAAGGUAUCAAUUGGGUGCAACGGAAGGUUUCAUUUACCUCAUCGAUAAAGCGGAACUCUUGUCAGCCUGAUCUUGGGAUGAUCUAGCCGUUGCACCAGGCUGGAAAUGCACUUUGCUUGAAAGUUAUCGAGUCCUUUUAUGGCUCGCAUGUGCCUGUUAAUGACUUUGCCUACGUCGAUAUCCUGAAAUACUUUCCUUCUGGUGUGUCGAAAAAAAUGAUUUUACAUCUGCUUGAAAACAUCGAGUCUAGUACAUUCCGUUCUGCUGCAAGUGAAUCCUUGUGGAGCUGGGAAGGAAAAGAAGAAUAUGACUUGUCAAAGGUUACAGUACCUGUUGUCAUAUACGAUAAAGAGAGUCCCAGUAGCUUCGUUAAAUCACUGAUUCCAAAUGCAGUGAUUAAUUGAAUCAAUGAAGAUUUUGAUAUCUUAUGGCCGAAAAGUCAUCCAGUCAUAAUUCAGAACCAUCUGGUAAAUUUGUUAAAAAACUAUGAUUCUUAAAGAAAGCUUGUAUCCGUUGAAAAUCAAUGUAUAAUCUAUAAUUUAUGCAGCAUAAUUCGACAUCUUGAGAUAAAAUCACUAUUAAAAUAUUGUACAUACAAAAAAUCGAUAAAUAAUUUUUUAUUGUAAAUUAAUAAAAUUAAAAUGAUGCGGGUGAUAACGCGAAAAAAUAGGAAAGUGGAUGUAUCAACUUUUUAUCCGAGACAUAAACAGAAGAAAAGACAUAAAUUCUAUUUUGAAAAGGUUUUGCAAGUAUAUUAGAAGCGUAUCAAAGCAUCUCAGCGUUUAUAUUCAUAGUCUCAUCAAAAGGUUCCGUCCCACUAUAAAAUAUAAAGUAUCUGCAUUUGAAAUUAAAAUUCUCUUCCUCUAACACGUGAUAAUGGCUUUACGAGUGCGACCAAAAAGUCGUAAAGCCGUUCACGAAAAAAAUCGUUCUUCCGUGUCAAUUUGAAUACGUGUGAUUCUGGAUUUUCCAUUUCUGGAAUUCAUAUGAGCAUAUUUAAACUUUAGAUAUGAUGAUUUUCAAUCAUUGUAUUAGCCUCUUUCGCAGAUUCGCAACUAGCUGUAUAGAGCGCCGAAAAAUCUUGGACUUCUUGGCUUGCAGUUGUUAAAUUGAGGAAAAGAGGAUCCACGGUGAAAGUGCGAGAUUGCGCGACAUGGAAAUUAAAGUGAUCGUAGUUGCAUUCUUCGUACUUUGCUUAGAGCUUAGUUUUUGUUUACGGUUCGAAGACCUGCUACCUAUCAAAUAUGACAUUGUUAAAGUGAGAAACGAAAGUCAGAUGAAAAGUCUUGGAAAUCGUUAUGGGAUUCUUGACUUUAUCGGGCUUGUCGAACGUCACGGCUAUACGGCGGAAGAGUACAAGCUGACGACAUGGGACGGCUAUAUUUUGGUAUUGCACAGGAUUACCGGUAGUCCGUUAAAUCCGAAAGCGCCAGGAAAGCCCGUCGUGUUCUUGCAGCAUGGGAUUUUAUGUUCCAGCGACACUUUUGUUUUAAUUGGACCUGGUAAAGACCUAGCAUUUCUCCUAGCAGAUGCUGGUUACGAUGUAUGGCUUGGAAACGCCCGAGGUAACACUUACUCCAGAUCUCAUGUUUUCUUAUCACCGAAACAGAAAGAGUUUUGGGAAUUCAGCUAUCAUGAAACCGGCCUGAUUGAUUUGUGUACCUCGAUCGAUUACGCGCUUGCGAUGCCCGGACAACGUCGGAUAAUUUUGGUUGGAUAUUCCAUGGGUACAACGGAAAUUUUUGCACUAUUAUCAACGAUGCCGGAAUACAACGCAAAAAUUAGUCUGGUGAUUAGCCUUGCACCAGUCGUGUUUUGGACGCAUAAACUACCUAUCUUGAUGAAAUUAAUAAUCGACAACGCCAAGGCUGUUCAGAAUUUCAGCGAGCAGUUUCAUUUUUACGAUGUAUUACCGCAAUCGUCAAUCAUGGGAAAUUGAGCAAAAACCUUUUGUAGCGACAGAAUGCGAGAAAUCCAAUUAAUCACUUGCACGACAUUUUUUAUAUUAGUGGCUCCUAUUUUCGACGUGCAAAGAUUUAAUAUGGUAAAUAUUUCUUUCAUAUUCCAUUUCAGAGCGCAUAUCCGACCGUUCUGUCAUAUUUUCCCGCUGGAAGCUCAUUUCAAUCCUUUGCGCACUACAUGCAGAACAUUAUUACGGGUGAAUUCCAAAUGUACGAUUACGGUACAGGGAUGAAUUACAAAAAGUAUUCAAAGUCCACACCGCCGUUCUACAAUUUAACGCGGGUUACUGCUCCGGUAGCACUGUUUUAUGGAAAAAAUGACUAUUUCACAUCGACCGAGGACAGCUUAUUUUUGGAAAAAUUUUUGCCAAACCUCGUACUAUCGCAAAAAGUGCCCAACGAGAAAUUUAAUCAUUUGGAUUUUCUUUGGGCGAAAGAUACCAACAAUUUACUAUACAUGAGUGUUAUGUCUUUGAUACACCAGUAUACGUGGAGUUAAAUUCACUUCACUCUAGAAUUUUUAUGCCAUAUAUUCUAUUGAAUUUCAAUAUGUCUUCAAUUCUUCGAUUUUUAAUUGAAAGCAGUAUAUUGUAGCUAGGUAUUGUAUUGAGAAAUUGCGACUGAGAAAUUAGUAUGAUAAGUUAUAUAUUUAAGCUAUAUGUUAGAAAGUUUAAUUAUUAAGAAACUCUAGGAAAUGUUUUUACAUCAUGAAAAUCGCUACAAUUGUUAAUGUACUGAAAUAUCAGACUGAAAAAGCCUCCAUUAAUUUACAGUAAACAAACCGGAAGUCUUCCUUAUUCUAGUACUUAUAAAUAGCGAGUCACCAAAACCGGUUUCACGAAAUGAAAAUUCUAUACGUAUCAUCGAUGUAUCAAAAUAAGUCAGGUUCCGAUACGUAAAUUGCAUAAAAAAUAUCGAAACGCAGUAUUUUUCCAAGACCACGACAAUUUUCACCAUAAAAUCGGUCAUUCACCUGAUAAUCGUAAAAUUCGAAUCGAUUAAAGAACUUCUAAUCAAAGACAAUCUAUACAAAAAGCCUGCAUUAGCGCGAAAAAUUCCCAAACGAAUCCCAAAUACACCGAACAAGCAAAUGCUCUCAACUUGUUUAUAGAACCUCACAGCAGUAUACGCAGAGCCGCGCGCGAGUGUUAUAAUAUCAAUGUAUACAGUGACUCUCGUCAAGAGGAUAACAAACAAACACACGAGCGAUCGUCGGCGGCGCCUCGGCAUAGAGUGCAAAAAUAAAAACGCAUAGCCAGCUCACACACACGCAGAGGAUAUAGCAGAGUCGGAACUCUUUCUCUCUCUCCACUGUCACUCUGCUCGCGCUCGCUGUCGCGUAAACGCGAAAUUCCUCGUAAAUAUCGCGCGCUAUACUCGCUCAUGCGGCCAUGGCACGUGCCUCUCGUCGUCCGAGCGCGUAUAUAUUGUGCUCUUUCGCGCGGGACGACUACUCAUCAAAACUGAAGAGAGUAUAUACGCAGCUACGUUUUGCCCGACGCUUUUUUCGCGUUAGCACGCUUUGUCGUCGAUUUUAUGUACACGGCGAGACUUGCGAGUUUUUGGAGGAUUUUGCAGGGCUGUAUAGUACAGUACUAUAUAACUCUGUGCGUGUGCAGCAGUAACGCUCGGUCGCUAUCUUUUCUCUCUCUCUCUCUCUCUCUCUCUCUCUCUCUCUCUCUCUCUCUCUCUCUGCGUCGGCACAACGACUAUGCAGGUUUAGUGAGAUCGAGCGAGGAACAACGCCGGCGACGAAAUGAAUCUUCGCGUGCGCGAGAAUUUGAUGACUGCCUUUUUUUCGCUGGAUUGUCGACGCACGCAGCUUUGGUGCUGAGCUUUUUGUUUUGUUCGGCGGUGAGAUUGUUGUGAAUUACCUUGUUUUGUUUUUUCAAAGAUCGAAUUUUUUCAGUGUAGUGUGUAUAAUAUCAAGAAUUGUUUAUAAUAAAUGAGAAUCACUGGGCUGUACAGUAUCUUUGAAAAAUAAUCUUCGGACUUUUGUCAAACGAAAUAAUCAUGUACGCGCAAUCGCAUUCAUAGGAAUAUCUGGCACAACAUGAAGUGGACAGGUUUGUGCGUUAGCUAUACGUUUGUAUGUACGAUCGAGAGGAAUGUGGGAAUUACUCGAUCGUAGCUGAGAUGAUUGAUCGAUGGUGAUCAUAGUUUCACAGUUACAAGUCAUGGAAAAUUUUUCAUGGAAUACUCUUAUCCCAUAAUGAAUUAUUUGUACAUUGUCAUUUCAAUAAAAUUAGAUGAAUGUAAAAAAUUA